AGAAGAUGAAGCGACGGGCGGUGCUGGUGUUGAUACUGUUGACACAGACAGUUUCUGUGGUUAGUGCGCUGAACAAGACUGUGUACACGUACUAUGGCGACCAAGCGAAGAUGUCAUGGCAGUCCGCUGUAGCGUUUUGCCAAGAGCAAGGCCAAAACAUGAUCAGCCCCUCCACACAACUACAUACCGACAUUCUCAACACCAUAGCAACGCAGGCAGAUGGGAAACCGUGGUUCAAUAAAAUCCAGGAUACCUGGAUAAGUCUGCACGAUCCGAACGUCACAAACCCUGGUGUUGGCUACCACUGGCUUAUGCGGGCCAACAACACGUGCGCUCCCUUAGGGGUGUGGAGCAACUGGUAUCAAGGCUCACCUCAGAAUAAAGUGGUCAACCACUGCGUGAAGGCCACGUGGACCAGCACUGGGCUCCAAUGGGUCACAGAGCAAUGCUCCGUCACUCUGAGAGUCAUGUGCGUGUCGUCGGCAGGCCCGUGCUUGUUUUCUGAUGGCUGGGCCAACUCCACCAUCAACACGGACUCUCUGGCUGUCGUGAUGAGUGCCAGGACAUCUGUAGCCUGCAUGGAUCUGUGUCACAGCACCGCGGCCUUUGGUCUGGACUGCUGGGCGGCCGAGUGGACUGCCGCAUCCAGCAACUGCACUCUGCGCAUGUCCGAUCGUCCAUUUAAUAACUCGAGCUUGAACUUUUCCAUGGGGACUACGGUGUUCCUUGCAACUUGUCAUGUUGGUGUUUACGACGAGACCACAAAGCCUUUGGUCUCCACAAGCUUGAUGUAUGACCCCCCGUGUACCGAGGGCUCGGGUAUUUCAUCCUUCCACAAGUUUGCUCAUUCCAGUUCCUUCCCUCUGUUCUCUUUCUAUAUAUUAACAGGAAAGCACAGACACGACACAGACUUCUCCCUAUAG
Messenger RNA from Pomacea canaliculata, 923 nucleotides. RefSeq lists its product as uncharacterized. The transcript has 5 exons. NCBI's taxonomy places the organism in Eukaryota, Metazoa, Mollusca, Gastropoda, Architaenioglossa, Ampullariidae. The coding region runs from base 6 to 923 and encodes 305 amino acids. The record is from RefSeq and is a predicted model, not a curated record.